CCAUAUUUAUUUCCCGCCCAACACUAGUCGUUCACUUUUCUCCCGCCCAGACCUCAGUCCGCCAUAUUACUUGUCGUUUGUUUACCCUUCACUGUUUAUAUAUUUAGCUGACGCAAACCGUUUAUUUUGUUUUUGUAUUAAUUUUAAUAAAACCCUUACCGUUUAAUAACUUUAACAUUUAAAUUUCAAUUAUUUAUAAUGUGGUUUCUAACAAUAAAUUUUACGGAUGAGUUUAUAAUAAAUGACAUUUAAAGAAAUCUUUAAAAAAUCGUUAUCACAAACUGCAGUAAUUACUGACAACAUAUAAGUCCAGUUAUAAAUCCAAUAUGUUUUAUUCACAUUUUUCCUUGUCCAAAAAAGGACCUCUUGCUCGUAUUUGGUUAGCAGCCCAUUGGGACAAAAAGUUAACCAAGGCUCAAGUAUUUGAAACCAAUAUUGAAACAUCUGUUGAUGGAAUUCUUCAACCAAAAGUUAAAAUGGCUCUUCGAACAUCAGGGCAUUUAUUAUUAGGUGUUGUACGAAUUUAUUCACGUAAAGCCAAAUAUUUAUUGGCUGAUUGUAAUGAAGCUUUUGUCAAAAUUAAAAUGGCUUUUCGGCCUGGCAUGGUUGAUUUACCUGAAGAUAAUCAUAUUGCUGCUGCUAAUGCUAUCACACUUCCUGAAGUUUUUCAUGACUUUGAUACUGCUAUGCCUGAUUUAAAUGAUGUUGAUAUAGAAGCCCAAUUCAGUCUUAAUCAAUCUAGAGCAGAAGAGAUAACAUUACAUGAAGAUUAUAAUAUUAGCUCUAUGGUCUCUAAAAGUACGGGUUUUGAUCAAGGAUUUGGUUUUUCCGAAGUUGAAAAUUCAGAUAUAUUACGUCAUGGAAUUGAACAUUCUUUGUUAUUUAGUGAUGGAGUUGACCAUUUGAUGAACCGUGAUAAAGAGCCAAUUGCUUCUACAUCAAGUGGCUCUGGUAUUUUAAAUCAAAAUAGUUUAGGAAUUGAUGCUCCGAUAAGAGAUGAUGGUUUCGGAGGUAAUAUUGGUCAAGUAAUUACUGAUAAUUUCUUUCAAUCUGGAGGGCUGUUUGAUGAUGUACCAGCAGCACCAAUGGGAGUAUCUGAUGGUCCACCUAGUCCACCACCUUUUAAUACUCCUUUGCGAAAUGAUGAUGAUGAUGAUGACCAUUUCAUGCCUCCUAGUCCGUGUAGACAAAGCUCAGAUGGUUCUCGACCAACAUCUCCUGUUAAUCUACCAUUUCCUAAUGCUGGUGCAUUGGGGCUUAUUCCAUCACCUACAAGGGAUCAAACCUUAAUGCCACCACCAGAUAUCAAUAUGCAUGACAUACAUCAAUCAGAAGAACCUGAACAAUUAAAUGAACAAAAUGCUACUGUAGAUCAGACUACCUUAGUACAAAAUGAAGAAGAAAGCUUUGCUUUAGCUCCUGUAGAUGCUAGUGCUUUAAGAGGAUUGCCCAAAACUAAGAGAAAACGUAAACUUAUUGUUGAUGAAGUCAAAAAUAUUUCUGGUGAAGAGAUGAAAGCACAACUUAGUGAUACAACAGACAUAGUAAUCACAUUAGAUCUAGCUCCUCCCACUAAAAGACUUAUGCAUUGGAAAGAGACAGGCGGUGUUGAAAAAUUAUUUGCGCUCCCUGGAAAAAAUAUACCAGCCAUUCCUUUAGCCAAAAAUUAUCAACGACAUUUAACUGCAAAAACAUUAUCAAAUGAAGAAUUAGAUGGUGAAGGAGUUGUAGAAGGAGAUGAAGAAAAUGUACUACCAGCUAUUAUAGGACCAACACCUGCACGCAGGGGUCGUAAAAGAAAAGUACCACUUGAUGAUGAUGUACAAAAACCUGCUAAGAGAGAUGUAUUACAACCCAUUCCAGAAUUAUCUCAGAAUCUUGAAACUAUGGAUGUUGAAUCAGCAGGUCAAUUAACUGUUGUUCCUCCAACUCCAGCUAUGCUAGAAGAACCUGAUCAUUUUAACCAACAAAACCAUCAAACUUAUAUGUCACCAUUAAAUAAUGGUAACCAAAUGUUGGCUCCAGGAACUCCUGCACAGAAAGCUAAUGAUUCACAUCAUAUUAGCAUAAAUGAAGAACAGUUAAUAAAUCCAUUUGAUGAACUGCAUAACUCAACUAUUCAUAAUACAUCAAAUCAGCCAGAACUUCAAAAUAUGGGUUAUGAUAACCAAAUAAAUCAGACUACUGAUUUCAAUCAAAUUAUUAUGGACAAUAUGGGAUAUGAUGGUCAUCAUAAUGCACCAGUAACACCAGGUUUACCUUCCCCAAGAGGUGGAGCAACACCUUGGCGAGAUCAAGAUUAUGACUAUCCUUCUUCAGUUGGCCCUACUGAUGAACAACAAGCUCCACAUGAAACUAAUGAGCAAUUUGAAGAGCGGGUCAUGAACAAAAGAGCAAAUCAGUUGUAUCAUACCAUUAAAAUGAAAUUCAAUCAAAAAGAUUCCCUUGUUCUUAGUGAUCUCACGUACAAAAAUCGUAGAAAAGAGGCUGCUCAGAAAUUUUAUUCAGUUCUAGUACUUAAAAAAUAUAAAGUUCUAGAACUUAUUCAAGAAGCACCUUAUGAACCAAUUCAACUUAUUAAGGGUGUGUGUUUUACUGAUCCAAAACUAUAAGUGAACUCCAAGUCAAAUAGAUAUAUCGAAUAAUGCUAUAUGCUAUUAUUUGGCUUCCAAAGCAACUACUGAGUUUAUACAAUGUACUUUAUGUGAACAUGAGUUCUAAAUGUUUUAUUAAUACAAAAAUGGAAA
Daktulosphaira vitifoliae (grape phylloxera) is the source of this 2747-nucleotide messenger RNA. It is a transcript of the gene vtd, whose product is annotated as double-strand-break repair protein rad21 homolog. Bases 327 to 2612 code for a protein of 761 amino acids. Gene Ontology annotation, molecular function: chromatin binding; protein binding. The transcript is spliced from 10 exons. NCBI's taxonomy places the organism in Eukaryota, Metazoa, Arthropoda, Insecta, Hemiptera, Phylloxeridae. The record is from RefSeq and is a predicted model, not a curated record. Gene Ontology annotation, biological process: synaptonemal complex assembly; replication-born double-strand break repair via sister chromatid exchange; mitotic sister chromatid cohesion. Gene Ontology annotation, cellular component: synaptonemal complex; cohesin complex.